UGGGCGAGGGCGGGACUGGCCCGCGGCGGGCGGACGGGAGAGCUGCGGAGCUAACGGGUCUGGACGCGGGCGGCGGCUGCGGGCGGCAGCAGCGGCGGCGGCAGCAGCAGCAGGAGCAGCAAGCAUGGCCCGCGCGGCGCCCGGCGCUGACUGAGGGUCAUGCUGCGGCAGCCUGGCGCCUGACAAGUGAGAGGGAACCUGCCAAGGGAUUUCUGCUUAGUGUGAGCUAACGACGGGACAGGCUGGCCUCAGGGGAUCAGGGAUGGACAGAGCAGCCAGAGCAGCAGGCCCCAGAGCCUGAGCCAACAUCCCCAGAAAGGAGGCCUGCGUCCUGGCAGGGAGCUCGGAACAUGCUUGACUGACGUGGCCUGGGUUGGAUGUGGCACCCCACUGAGCAGCAGCUGUUCUCCGCCCUAGAGGACCUCACAGCAACAGCGAGUGGGAGCUUUGUGACCACCAGGAGUAGGGACCAGCCCCUCAGAUGGGAAGAAAACAAGAACCCAAGACAAAGAGCAUCUUGGUCUUUGCAGCAAGACGUUCUGGUACACACAGAGCUUGCUGGUUUUCUUCACUGAGGACUGCUAUCUGGAUCUUCUCGCCUAGGAGAGGGGUUGAACCAGGAGGGCUGUCCAGGGCAGAGCUUCGCUUCACAUGGAAUCCAGGCACCUUGAAGCUCAAGAGCUCCCUGUUGUGACUGCAACUGACGGACUUCCCCACAGCAGGGGACGAGGGGUCACCUCGGCAUCUGCUCAUGAGCCACAAGGACUCCGGCUGCUCCAGACUGGGCCAUUUCAAGCUGCCAAAGAGAGGGACCCCUAGAGCUGGCAUCCAGCGAUCUCAAGGGACCAGAGGGCUGGGUUGGACUGACCUUGACCUGGCCAGAGCAAUAGGAGAGCCAGAGCCUCUGUGGCCUAGCUAGUGACUGAGAGACCUAAUGAAGCACUGAGCAGGUGCCCAAGUGGCUCAGGGACAGAGGAGCUCCUCCUGCCCAUCACACCCCCUUUUUCAGUGGAGAGAGUCUGGCGAGGGACUCCUGCCAAGGCUCGUGCCCUUAUGCCCAUUGCACGUGCUGCCAGAACAAGGAGGCUGUGCCGUGGCCAGCUCCUCAGAAGGCCGGGAAAGGAGUGGCCACGGUGACAACUGCUCGCCCGCUGGCACCAUGAAGUGCUCCCUGCGGGUGUGGUUCCUCUCCGUGGCCUUCCUGCUGGUUUUUAUCAUGUCCCUGCUCUUCACCUAUUCUCACCACAGCAUGGCCACCCUGCCCUACCUGGACUCAGGGGCCCUGGGAGGGACUCACCGGGUGAAGCUGGUGCCCGGCUAUGCUGGCCUGCAGCGCCUCAGCAAAGAGGGGCUCACAGGCAAGAGCUGUGCCUGCCGACGCUGCAUGGGUGAUGCUGGCACCUCCGACUGGUUUGACAGCCACUUCGACAGCAACAUUUCCCCCGUCUGGACCCGAGAGAAUAUGGAUCUGCCCCCGGAUGUCCAAAGGUGGUGGAUGAUGUUGCAGCCCCAAUUCAAGUCACAUAACACCAACGAGGUGCUGGAGAAGCUGUUCCAGAUAGUGCCGGGCGAGAACCCAUACCGUUUCCGAGACCCCCAUCAGUGCCGGCGCUGUGCCGUGGUGGGGAACUCGGGCAACCUGCGGGGCUCCGGCUAUGGGCAGGAUGUGGAUGGGCACAACUUCAUCAUGAGGAUGAAUCAGGCACCAACCGUGGGCUUUGAACAGGAUGUUGGCAGCCGAACCACCCAUCAUUUCAUGUACCCUGAGAGUGCCAAGAACCUGCCUGCCAACGUCAGCUUCGUGUUGGUGCCCUUCAAGGCCCUGGAUUUGCUGUGGAUUGCCAGUGCCCUGUCCACAGGACAGAUCCGAUUCACCUAUGCCCCAGUGAAGUCCUUCCUUCGAGUGGACAAAGAAAAGGUUCAGAUCUACAACCCAGCCUUCUUCAAGUACAUCCACGACCGGUGGACAGAGCACCACGGGCGCUACCCUUCCACAGGGAUGCUGGUGCUCUUUUUUGCCCUGCAUGUGUGUGACGAGGUGAACGUGUAUGGAUUCGGGGCGGACAGCCGGGGCAACUGGCACCACUACUGGGAGAACAACCGGUACGCGGGCGAGUUCCGGAAGACGGGUGUGCACGACGCGGACUUCGAGGCACACAUCAUUGACAUGCUCGCCAAGGCCAGCAAAAUCGAGGUCUACCGAGGCAACUGAGCCUGGCCCGGCCGCGACCCUGACAGUGUGGCCUCCUCUGUGAGGUGCAGCCACGCCUUCAGGCCCUGGACUCCAGGCCUGCGAGAAGGAGCGAGCCUUGCCGUGCGCGCCCCGCCCGGCCCUGGGCGUUGCCAGGCAAUCGGGAGCGACAAGAGGCCGCGGUCUGGGCCUAUCAUGCUGCAGUCCAGCGGAGUGCUGCCUGUCCUCCCUUCAAUCAUGAGACUCGUGAGCCGGGCCCGGCCCUUGCACCAAUCAGCACCGUCAUUGGGCGGAGCCUUUAAUUCUGACAGCCAAUCAUGAAGCGCAAAAGAACUUCCGCCACUGGUUCCCUCCCGUCUCCUCCAAUCACUGGCCUUUGGAGCCGGGCAGGCGGUUGCUUAAUUUCCCAGUCCCUUUUGCUUUUCGAUAGAAUUUUCUUUUCCGCUUUUUAAAAGGUA
This is a messenger RNA of Ochotona princeps (American pika), 2649 nucleotides long. It is a transcript of the gene ST3GAL2, whose product is annotated as ST3 beta-galactoside alpha-2,3-sialyltransferase 2. NCBI's taxonomy places the organism in Eukaryota, Metazoa, Chordata, Mammalia, Lagomorpha, Ochotonidae. The record is from RefSeq and is a predicted model, not a curated record. Gene Ontology annotation, molecular function: beta-galactoside (CMP) alpha-2,3-sialyltransferase activity. The transcript has 7 exons. Bases 1160 to 2212 code for a protein of 350 amino acids.